UAUUAAGAAGGGUACCCUUCUACCCUAUGGGUAGCGGGCAUAAACAGCACAAUGCUGUCGAACCGGCCUGGCUCUAGUAUGUGGUUACAAACAUACAUUUGUGCACAUUGUAUUUAUAUACUAUACAAAUGUACAUCGCGCAUUUCACAUCACAUAACUGCCUCACCUGAACCGACCAAACAACUUUAGAGCUCGCUGCGCAGACGCAUAAUAACGCUUUCUUAAUAUAGGUUGAAAAUCUGGUUUAAGCUAGCAACUUGUUGGACUUUUCGUUGAUGGCAAGCUAAGUUAGUUUUGCAGAUAUCGUCUGCAUCGAGUGGUUGUGUUGUGGUCCGCUUUGGUAAUUUUAAAUGUGCAACCAAAACGAAAAUCAAAAUCUCCAAUAAUACUAAGUAGAAGGGAAAGUAAUACGGAAGUAAAAGGUGCUUGGAACUGUCUUCAGUCGAGAACACAGUUGAAUGUAAGCCUGCCAUAUUUGACAAAAUGUGUGAUCAUCUGCGUUCUCGACACCUCAACAUACUGCUGGCUAUGAUUGGCUUAGUGGUAUCAGCACCAUUUGUAUUAACACAAGUAAACGAUGAGCCAAAUAUUAUAAGACCAACACCAGCUUUUCGUCUAGCAGAUGAUUUAACAACUGUUUUAUUAGUCAAUAAUGACGGGGUUGGUCGUUUAGGGGAUGGUCACGUACACGGUCGAUAUCUAUCAGUUCGGCCAGAGGUGGGUCUUUUAACAUCCACAGCACGCACAUUUAUUCAAGAGGGCAUUACAACUGAAUAUGCCACACAGGUGCUGGGCACAACUUUAGAGAAUGGUCGUCUGUAUGCCCAAUACCUAAAAAAAAAAAGUUCCAGAGUUCUCUUUGAGAAUGGUCAUGAAACAUCACUGCAACCAUCGCUGGCUGUUCUCACGAGCUGGGUGGGAGAGGGAGAUACAAUUCAUACACAUAGUCGUUCGUAUAUUCAAAAUCACAAUGAUUUAUUUAAUGUUGAUGCGGCUGAUUGGCGAGCCAUAGAAGACAGUUUAGAUGAUAUUUCUUCUAGCCACAUCCCAGUCUCUGUCGAAUUUGUUGGCAACACUGAUUUUCCUAAGAUACAAGAUUCAGCACAGGUAUUGCCAUCUACGACAACAAAAACUGAGAACAUUUUAGACCGAAAACAAGCCGUUCAAGGUGAAGUGCAUUCACGCAACCACGGAGAAGGAAAAUUGACCGCUAACAAAGUGCUGCCAGUGGGUGAUCUGCCAACUUUUACAGUAAAAAAAUCAUUUCGAGCCCAGUGGCUAUCAUGCAAACGGUCAAAUUCCUCCAAAUGUAUUCGAAAUCAAUGCGGAUAUAGAUGCAGAAGAAAUACGAUCGGCCAAAGAAUAUUAUUGGCAACAGCAGCAGUCUGUACAACUGAAACAAAGUGAGCAU
This is a messenger RNA of Drosophila nasuta, 1411 nucleotides long. RefSeq lists its product as uncharacterized. The transcript has 4 exons. The record is from RefSeq and is a predicted model, not a curated record. Lineage: Eukaryota; Metazoa; Arthropoda; Insecta; Diptera; Drosophilidae. The coding region runs from base 484 to 1407 and encodes 307 amino acids.